UGCACACAUUUCCUGCCAGUAUUACCCCAGCCCAACUAACUGUUGGAAUCAUCAGAGUACCUGUUGGUGGGGGACCCUCAGUAGGUCCAGGAUGCCAGGAUGCCCAUCACUCAGGACAACUCCCUCAGCAUCCUUCCACUGCUGGAGGACUGGCAUGGGGCUCAGAACACAAGACCUCAGCAGGACCACAACCUGAAUCAGGACAGUUCUGACUAUAAGCAUGUGGAUCAAGACUCCUACCAGAAUGGGGAAGGGAGUAGUGUGUGCAGUAGCAACAGUGUCAACAGUGUUAAUGUGGAGGACAUGUCGCUGUGUCUGGCUGCCAUCCAGAAGUUGGUGGAGUACAUUAAGCUCAAUUUUAUUGAGGGUGACCCAGCUCCAUCAGCCAACCCAUCCUCCGGCAGGGAGGGUUUAGAUGUCGAGGUUCAUGCUGUUUCCCUCAGUAAAAAUGCGGGAGACAGCACAGAGUUUGGCCUCAGCUUUGGGAACAUCCCUAUUUUUGGGGACCCUGACGGGAGAAAGAAGGGAGGCCCGAGGAGGAGGAGAGACCAGGGCCCCAUCAUGGACGUGGGCUGCAUCUGGGUGACAGAGGUGAGGAAGAGGAGUCCAGCAGCCCGCUGUAGGGGGAUCAAACUGAGAGACGAACUGCUUUCACUGAACGGGCAGCUGAUGGUGGGAGUAGAUGUCAGUGGAGCCAG
This is a messenger RNA of Micropterus dolomieu (smallmouth bass), 698 nucleotides long. Its product is annotated as PDZ domain-containing protein 2-like. The record is from RefSeq and is a predicted model, not a curated record. The transcript has 2 exons. The annotation marks the transcript as partial. Lineage: Eukaryota; Metazoa; Chordata; Actinopteri; Centrarchiformes; Centrarchidae. Gene Ontology annotation, molecular function: protein binding.